This is a messenger RNA of Calypte anna (Anna's hummingbird), 1577 nucleotides long. RefSeq names its product endonuclease domain-containing 1 protein-like. Gene Ontology annotation, molecular function: metal ion binding; hydrolase activity; nucleic acid binding. Bases 1 to 903 code for a protein of 300 amino acids. The record is from RefSeq and is a predicted model, not a curated record. The transcript has 3 exons. NCBI's taxonomy places the organism in Eukaryota, Metazoa, Chordata, Aves, Apodiformes, Trochilidae.
AUGGAGGAAAUCUACUUGUCUCCAAAGUGCAAGGACUUCCAUAGGUCAGCAACAGCCCUGCAGGUGAAAUCCAUGAUGCUGCUGCUGCUGCAGGUCCUGGCCAGCUGCCUCUGGCUGGGCCAUGGGGAGGUGGUGAGAGCCAAUUUCUCUGGAAGUCAAUGCCUUCAGUUUUUUUUCAAUGGAACACCCCCAAAUGGUGCCUUAACACCUAGAAAUGCAUCCUGGAUCUGCCAGAGUUAUCAGGACAAGUAUUACUUUGCCACGCUGUACAACAGUAGCCUUCGUAUUCCUGUGUAUUCUGCCUAUCUCUACAAACCUGGAAAGGCCACAAGAUGUAGUCAAUGGAUGGUUGAACCCCAGCUGGUGAACCGAAGUUUAACCAAAAAUAUGAAAAAAGAAAGUUAUGUCAAAAGUGUUUUAAAUAUCACAGUUAAAGAACUGAAUGGAAGUCAGGCUGUCAGUGAAGACUACAAAAACCAGACGGGUUUUCACCGUGGCCAUUUGUACCCCUGCAACCAUACAGAUUCAAAUGACAGAUGUAACUCUACCUCCACCCUCACCAAUGCAGUGCCUCAGAAUAAAACACUCAAUCAAGGUGCCUGGAAAACAUAUGAACUGAUCACAAUGAAAAAUAAGGCCCAAAACUGCUCAAGCACUUACGUUGUCACAGGUGCUGUGCCUGGGAAAAGCAAACUCCCCCGCGGACUGAAUAUACCCAGCCACAUCUGGUCAAGUGCCUGCUGUAAAACGACCUCAAACACCAUCAGGGCUUGGGGGGUCAUUGCUGAGAAUACCAAGAAUGCGGUUCAGGAGCUCAGCCUGGGGCAGCUGGAGGACAAGCUGACCGACCUCUAUGGGAGGGGAAAUGUUUACCUGUUUCACAGUUCCUGUCCCCGUCAAUAAGCCCCAUUUCACAUCCUGGGUGUAAAAACCUCAGGAGCCUUGGCCACUGGCACCAUCACCUCAUGUCCUCUGCAGCAUCCCUCCUGCUUCCUGCUCCUCUGCUUUUCCAGCUCUCUCAGCACACUUAAUGUGACCCAGUCCCAUUUCACCAAGUAGUUAAAAUUGCUUUUGGAAGCCUCUGUUGCUGAGGAGGAGAAUCCCAACAAUGUCUGGGGGGUUGGUCAUCCUGCACCUCUCUCCUCCCCAGGCAGGACACCUCCUUGGUAGGAAGUUGCUUCUCUGCUGCUUUGCAGGAGAAUUGUUACUCUCAUUUAACUAAUGACUUGGCUGCCUUUGAGACAUUUAGCACUAACACAGGGAGUGUAUUUACCAAUGGCAACUCCAAACUUGUUACAUCUGUCACUUGUAAUAAAUGACUGAGCUUUGCAAAAGUGUCUCUGUGGAAGUCCUUGGUGGGUCUCUGAAAAAGCCAAACAUUUAUUAGGAGUGAUGGCUACACCCUACAAAUGGAGGGGAGGAAUUGGUUGGGUGUGAAUGAUAGAAUAAUGUUAGAGAUAAAUUUCUUUCUCAUGAUUUUGUGUAGAAAAGUAGCACUUGUGAUUUGGGAAAUUGAGCUUGUUCUGUGGAAUACCACUCUGCAAACCUUUCUGUGCAGAAAUGGAUAUUAAAGCAAA